Pedinophyceae sp. YPF-701 is the source of this 3564-nucleotide messenger RNA. The record is from the annotation of a GenBank genome assembly. Lineage: Eukaryota; Viridiplantae; Chlorophyta; Pedinophyceae.
AUGGCGGCCAUGAAGAUCUACGGCGUGGGCACCUCUGUCCUGGCGUGCCGGGUGGUGGCCGCGUGGGCUGGGGCUGAGGUGGAGGUCGUCCCGUUCACCGACGGCGUGACCAAUCGCACCCCCGAGUUCCUCGCGAAGAGUCCUCUGGGCAAGGUGCCGUUGCUCGAAACCAAGGAUGGUUGCAUUUUCGAGACAGGGGCUAUCUGCCGCUACCUCGCGCUCACCGGCCCGAAGGGCGCGUCUCUGUAUCCGGCCAGUGAGGGCCCCGGCGACAUCGCGAGGUGCAAGGUGGACGGUUGGCUCGACUGGAGCGCCACUCUCUCCGAGAUCACCGCCGCGCUCGUGUACCCGAUCCUCGGGGUGCGCCCGUACGACGCCGGCCUCACCAAGGAAGCCGAGAAGAAGCUCGACGAGACCCUCACGGCCCUGGAGGCGCACCUGUCGGCCUCUCCGUUCCUCGCCGGCCCGGCCGCGUCCCUCGCCGACGUGGUGGCCGCCGUCAAGAUGCUCCUCCUGUUCGUGACCGUGAUGGACAAGGCCGAGCGCGACAAGCGCCCGAAGGUCACCGCCUGGCUCGCGAACCUCCUCGCGGCCCCGGCCACGCAGUCCGUCCUCGGCGCGCCCGUCGCCGGCGCCGCCCGCCGCUACGCCUACACGCCCAGCUCCCCGACGCCGUGGGGCGACGGCCCCUCGCCCGCCGAGGCGCUCGUGCCGUGCCUGACCCAGGAGUGGACGAUGCACCGCGUCCGCCAGACGUUCAUCGACUUCAUGUCGACCAAGGCUCACACGCCGUGGCCGUCGAGCGCGGUGGUGCCGCACAACGACCCGACGCUGCUCUUCACGAACGCCGGGAUGAACCAGUACAAGGCGAUCUUCCUCGGGCAGGCGGACCCCGCGACGGAGCUCGCGAAGCUCAAGCGCGCGGCCAACUCGCAGAAGUGCAUUCGCGCCGGCGGCAAGCACAACGACCUGGACGACGUGGGCAAGGACAACUACCACCACACCUUCUUCGAGAUGCUCGGGAACUGGUCGUUCGGGGACUUCUUCAAGGAGGGCGCCAUCGACUUCGCGUGGGAGCUCCUGACGUCGGUCUUCCACCUCCCCCCCGACCGCAUCUACGCCACCUACUUCGGCGGCGACGCGGCGCUCGGGCUGCCGCCGGACGAGGAGGCGCGCAAGCUCUGGCUGCGCUUCCUCCCCGAGCAGCGCGUCAUCGCGGGCUCCGUCAAGGACAACUUCUGGGAGAUGGGCGACCAGGGGCCGUGCGGGCCCGCCUCGGAGCUGCACUUCGACCGCAUCGGCGGGCGCAGCGUGCCGGAGCUGGUCAACCAGGACGACCCCAACGUGCUCGAGAUCUGGAACCUCGUCUUCAUCCAGUUCAACCGCGAGGCCGACGGCUCGCUGCGGCCGCUCCCCGCCAAGCACGUCGACACGGGCAUGGGCCUCGAGCGCCUGGUGUCCGUCCUGCAGGACAAGAAGUCCAACUACGCGACGGACGUCUUCUCGCCGCUCUUCGCCGCGAUCCAGGCGGUCACGGGCUUCGCGAAGCCCUACGGCGACACCGUCGGGAAGGACGACCCCGAGGGCGUGGACAUGGCCUACCGCGUGGUGGCCGACCACAUCCGGACGCUGUCCUUCGCGAUCGCGGACGGCGCGCGGCCGGGCCCCGAGGGCCGCGACUACGUCCUGCGGCGCAUCCUGCGCCGCGCGGUGCGCUACGGGCGCGAGCGGCUCAACGCGCCUCAGGGCUUCUUCUCGCAGCUGGUCGGGCCGCUGGUCGACCACAUGGGCUCGGCGUACCCCGAGCUGGUGGCCGCGCGGCAGACGAUCUUCGACAUCAUCUCCGAGGAGGAGGUGUCGUUCUCGCGGACCCUCAACAAGGGCAUCGAGCAGUUCAAGAAGUUCGCCGAGGCGGUGCCGGCGGGCGGGAUGGUCUCCGGCCCGGACGCGUUCCUCCUCUGGGACACGUACGGGUUCCCCGUGGACCUGACCGAGCUGAUGGCGGAGGAGCGCGGCCUGCGCGUCGACAUGGACGGGUUCGCGGUGGCGAUGAAGGAGGCCAAGGAGCGGUCGCGCGCGGCGCGGAAGACGGGCGGGGGGCCGCAGCUGAAGUUCGAGGCCGAGGCGACGGGGGCGCUGAAGGAGAUGAACGCGCCGCUGACGAACGACGCGCCCAAGUACGACUGGGCGCCAACUCAGGGCAAGGUGGUGGCGAUCCUGACGCUGGAGGGGUACCGAGACACCACCGAGGGCGUCGACGGGCCGGUCGGGCUGGUCCUCGACGCGACGGCGUUCUACGCGGAGUCCGGCGGGCAGGUCGCGGACACGGGGCGCAUCACCACGGCCGCCGGCGCCACGCUCGAGGUCACCGACUGCCAGGUCGCCGCCGGGUACGUCCUGCACAAGGGCGACGUCGCCGGGGACGUGGCCAUCCGCGUCGGCGACAGCGUGACCGCGGAGCCGGACCUGGAGCGCCGGAAGGACAUUGCGCCCAACCACACCUUCACGCACGUGCUCAACUACGCGCUGCGGAAGGUCGUCGGCGACGGCGUGGACCAGAAGGGCUCGAUCGUGCAGCCCGAGCGCCUGCGGUUCGACUUCUCGCACGGCAAGCCCGUCUCGCCCGAGCAGCUGGCCGAGGUGGAGCAGAUCUGCCGGGACGCGCUGGCGGCGGCGCUGCCCGUGCACAACCGCGAGCUGCCGCUGGCGACCGCGCAGAGCAUCAACGGCCUGCGCGCGAUCUUCGGCGAGGCCUACCCGGACCCCGUCCGCGUGGUGUCGGUCGGGCGCGCCAUCGACGACCUGGUGGCGGACCCCGCCGCGGAGGGCCACGCGGGGUACUCGAUCGAGUUCUGCGGCGGGACGCACCUGAAGAACACGAGCGAGGCCGAGGCGUUCUGCCUGAUCAGCGAGGAGGGCAUCGCCAAGGGCGUGCGGCGCGUCAUCGCGGUGACGCGCGGGGAGGCGAAGAAGGCCGUCGCGGAGGGCGAGCGGCUGCUCGCGGCGCUCGAGGAGGCCAAGAAGCUCGAGGGGCAGGCGCUGAGCGACAAGCUCAGCGCGCUGCGGCAGGACGUGGACGGCGCCGUCAUGAGCGCGGGCCUCAAGGGCCACAUCCGCGAGGAGAUGUCCAAGCUGACCAAGAUCGUGAUGGAGGCCGCCAAGGCCGCGGCCGCGGCCGCGAAGAAGGAGGCGUCGGCGAACGCGGUCAAGGCCGCGGACGCCGCGGCGGCGGCGGGGCAGCCGUUCGUGGCGAUGCGGAUGGACGGGAUUGACGGCAAGACGCUCGGCGAGGCGUUCGUCGCGAUCACGAAGGCGCACGCGGACAUGUGCGCGCUGUUCGUGUCCGCGGACGCCGACAAGGGCAAGGUGCUGGCGCUCGCGGGCGUGCCGGAGUCGGUGCAGGCGAAGCUGAAGGCCAACGACUGGGUCAAGUGGGUGCUGGAGGUGCUGGGGGGCAAGGGCGGGGGCAAGCCGGGGCUCGCGCAGGGCACGGGGCCCAACAUGGACAAGGCGGACGAGGCGCUCGAGGCCGGGAAGAAGCUCGCCGGGGAGGCGCUCGCGUGA